GCAGACAUCCAAGGCUGCAUUUUCUUCAGAAAUCAGGUGUAGCUGCAGACCCCGCCCACACUGCCUGCAAAGAUGGUGGUGUUGUCACUAAAAAUCUGUGUCCGGCAGUGCAAUGUCGUGAAGACGAUGCAGUUUGAACCCUCCACGGCCGUCUAUGAUGCCUGCAGGAUAAUCAGAGAGAGGGUCCCCGAGGCUCAGUCCGGACAGGCUUCAGACUACGGUCUGUUUCUGUCAGAUGAAGACCCCAGAAAAGGGAUCUGGCUGGAGUCUGGAAGGACGCUUGACUACUACAUGCUUCGCAAUGGGGACAUCCUUGAAUACAAGAAGAAGCAGAGGCCUCAGAAGAUCAAAAUGUUGGAUGGUGCGGUUAAAACCAUCAUGGUGGACGACUCAAAAACAGUGGGCGAGCUGCUUGUGACUAUAUGCAGCAGAAUAGGCAUCACAAACUACGAGGAGUACUCUCUGAUCCAGGAGUUGGUGGAGGAAAAGAAGGAUGAUGGAAUGGGAACACUGAAGAAAGACAGGACGCUGCUGCGAGACGAGAGAAAGAUGGAGAAGCUGAAAGCUAAACUACACACGGAUGACGAUCUGAACUGGCUGGACCACAGCAGAACGUUCAGAGAGCAGGGGGUGGACGAGAACGAGACCCUGCUACUCAGACGCAAGUUCUUCUACUCCGAUCAGAACGUGGACUCCAGAGACCCGGUCCAACUCAACCUGCUUUAUGUCCAGGCUCGGGAUGACAUCCUAAACGGCUCGCACCCGGUAUCGUUUGACAAGGCCUGUGAGUUCGCAGGCAUUCAGGCUCAGAUCCAGUUUGGACCUCACGUCGAGCAUAAACACAAACCUGGAUUCUUAGAUUUGAAGGAGUUUCUACCAAAGGAAUACAUCAAGCAGAGAGGCUCUGAGAAGAAAGUAUUCCAGGACCACAAUAACUGUGGGGAAAUGACCGAGAUCGAAGCAAAGGUGAAAUACGUCAAACUGGCGCGCUCUCUGAGGACCUAUGGUGUCUCCUUCUUCUUGGUCAAGGAAAAGAUGAAAAGUAAGAACAAGCUGGUGCCGCGGCUCCUGGGGAUCACCAAAGAGUCUGUGAUGAGAGUGGAGGAGAGGACCAAAGAUGUGGUUCAGGAGUGGCCUCUUACCACUGUGAAGAGGUGGGCGGCGUCACCCAAGAGCUUCACGCUGGACUUUGGGGAGUACCAGGAGAGCUACUACUCGGUGCAGACCACUGAAGGGGAACAGAUCUCUCAGCUCAUUGCAGGAUACAUCGACAUCAUCCUGAAAAAGAAGCAAAGUAAGGACCGCUUUGGACUAGAGGGAGAUGAGGAGUCUACCAUGCUCGAAGAAUCUGUAUCACCGAAAAAGUCUACCAUCCUGCAGCAGCAGUUUAAUCGUGUUGGUCGGGUGGAGCACGGCUCAGUGGCACUGCCGGGAGUGAUCCGCUCAGGCUCCAUCGGCACAGAGUCGCUCAGCAUGGGCACCAUGCCAUCUGCUCAACAGCAGAUCACAAUGGGUCAGAUGCACCGUGGUCACAUGCCACCGCUGAGCUCAGCACAACAGGCUCUGAUGGGAACCAUCAACACCAGUAUGCAAGCUGUGCAGAAGGCCCAGAUUGACCUUGGGGAGGUGGACAACCUGCCACCACUUGGACAGGACAUGGCGUCCAAGGUUUGGAUCCAGAACAAGAUGGAUGAGUCAAAACACGAGAUCCACUCCCAGGUGGACGCCAUCACUGCGGGAACAGCUUCUGUUGUUAACCUCACAGCUGGAGAUCCAACGGACACCGACUACACCGCAGUAGGCUGCGCCAUCACCACCAUCUCCUCCAACCUGACAGAAAUGUCAAAGGGUGUGAAGCUGUUGGCUGCGCUGAUGGAGGAUGAUGUUGGUGGAGGAAAUGACCUGAUGAGGGCUGCCAGGACGCUGGCGGGGGCCGUGUCCGACCUGUUGAAGGCUGUGGAGCCCGCUUCUGGAGAGCCCAGACAGACUGUGCUGACAGCAGCAGGCAGCAUCGGGCAGGCCAGUGGAGAUCUUCUGCGCCAGAUUGGAGAGAGCGAGACAGACGAAAGAUUCCAGGACAUCCUGAUGAAUCUGGCCAAAGCAGUGGCCAACGCUGCAGCCAUGUUGGUGCUGAAGGCCAAGAAUGUGGCCCAAGUGGCGGAGGACACCGUGCUUCAGAACCGGGUCAUCGCUGCUGCCACACAGUGUGCCCUGUCCACCUCCCAGCUGGUAGCCUGUGCCAAGGUGGUGAGUCCCACCAUCAGUUCGCCUGUUUGUCAGGAGCAGUUGAUCGAAGCUGGAAAGUUGGUGGAUCGCUCGGUGGAAAGUUGCGUGCAGGCCUGCCUCUCGGCUACAGAGGACGGCGAGCUCCUCAAACAGGUGAGCGCAGCAGCUAGUGUGGUGAGUCAGGCUCUGGGAGAUCUCCUGCAGCAUGUUCGUCAGUACACCUCCAGAGGAGAGCCAAUCGGGCGCUAUGACCAGGCCACAGACACCAUCAUGACUGUCACUGAGAGCAUCUUCAGCUCCAUGGGAGACGCAGGAGAGAUGGUCCGUCAGGCCCGGGUGCUGGCUCAGGCAACCUCCGACCUGGUGAACGCCAUGAGGUCGGACGCUGAGGCCGAGAUCGACGUUGACAAUUCCAAGAAGUUACUGGCUGCUGCUAAAUUGUUGGCUGAUGCAACAGCAAGGAUGGUGGAGGCAGCAAAGGGCGCGGCAGCAUACCCAGAGAAUGAGGACCAGCAGCAGAGACUGAGGGAGGCUGCGGAGGGUCUGCGUGUGGCCACCAACGCUGCUGCUCAGAACGCCAUCAAGAAGAAACUGAUCAACAGACUGGAGAAUGCUGCCAAGCAAGCUGCUGCUGCUGCCACGCAGACCAUUGCUGCUGCUCAAAAUGCUGCCGCCUCCAACAAGAACACUGCUGCUCACCAGCAGCUGGUACAGAGCUGCAAGGCAGUGGCAGAUCACAUCCCACAACUGGUGCAGGGAGUGCGUGGAAGUCAGGCCAAACCGGAGGACCUCAGCGCACAACUAGCACUGAUCAUUGCCAGCCAGAACUUCCUACAGCCUGGCAGUAAGAUGGUGACCUCAGCCAAAUCUUCUGUUCCCACGGUGACGGAUCAGGCUGCAGCCAUGCAACUGGGUCAGUGUGCCAAGAACCUGGCCACCUGCCUGGCUGAGCUGAGGACGUCUGCACAGAAGGCUCAUGAAGCCUGCGGCCCCAUGGAGAUCGACUCUGCGCUCACUGCCAUCCAGACUCUGAGAAGCGAGCUGCAAGAUGCCAAACUUGCUGCUGUUAAUGCCCAACUGAAACCACUACCUGGAGAAUCAUUGGAGAAGUGUGCUCAGGAUCUGGGCAGCACCUCAAAGUCAGUGGGAUCUUCCAUGGCUCAGCUGCUCACGUGUGCCGCACAAGGAAACGAACAUUACACUGGUAUAGCAGCCAGGGAGACAGCUCAGGCUCUUAAAACACUGGCCCAGGCAGCCCGCGGUGUCGCUGCCUCCACCACAGACCCCAAAGCCGCCGCUGCCAUGCUGGACUCGGCUCGUGACGUUAUGGAGGGCUCAGCGCUUCUCAUUCAUGAAGCCAAGCAGGCGCUGGUUUGCCCAGGAGACGCUGAGAGCCAGCAGAGGCUUGCACAGGUGGCCAAGGCGGUGUCUCACUCCCUGAAUAACUGCGUCAACUGUCUGCCCGGACAGAAGGAUGUGGACAUGGCUCUAAAGAGCAUCGGGGAGGCCAGCAAGAAGCUGCUGAUUGAAACUAUCCCUCCAGCCUCCAAGUCCUUCCAGGAGGCUCAGAGUGAGCUGAACCAAACUGCAGCAGGUUUGAAUCAGUCAGCAGGUGAGGUGGUCCAUGCCUCCAGAGGCUCCAGCAGCCAGCUGGCUGUGGCCUCUGGAAAUUUCAGCCAAGACUUUGAUGAGUUCCUGGAUGCUGGUAUCGAGAUGGCUGGCCACACUCAGAAAAAGGAUGAUCAGGUGCAGGUGAUUGGUAACCUGAAGAACAUCUCCAUGGCCUCCAGUAAAUUGCUGCUGGCUGCUAAGAGUCUGUCCGUGGACCCGGCAGCAGCAAAUGCCAAGAACCUGCUAGCUGCUGCUGCAAGAGCAGUGACUGACAGCAUUAAUCAGCUGAUCACGCUGUGUACACAGCAGGCUCCAGGCCAGAAAGAGUGUGACAACGCCCUGAGAGAGCUGGAGGCUGUCAGAGGAAUGCUGGACAAUCCUAACGAGCCGGUCAGUGACCUCUCCUACUUUGACUGCAUUGAGAGUGUGAUGGAGAACUCAAAGGUCCUGGGAGAGUCCAUGGCAGGUAUUUCUCAGAACUGUAAGACUGGGGAUGUGCCGGCAUUUGGAGACUGUGUGGGAUCAGCCUCGAAAGCCCUGUGUGGCCUCACAGAAGCUGCAGGACAGGCCUCCUACCUGGUAGGUGUGUCUGAUCCCAAUAGUCAGGCCGGUCACCAGGGGUUAGUGGAUCCUAUUCAGUUUGCCAAAGCCAACCAAGCGAUCCAGAUGGCCUGUCAGAAUCUGGUCGACCCAGACAGUAGUCCCUCCCAGGUUCUCUCUUCAGCCACUAUAGUUGCUAAGCACACAUCAGCACUGUGCAACGCCUGCCGCCUGGCUUCCUCCAAGACAACCAACCCUGUCGCCAAGCGACACUUCGUCCAGUCUGCCAAGGAGGUGGCCAACAGCACGGCCAACUUGGUCAAAACCAUCAAGGCUUUAGAUGGUGAUUUCUCAGAGGAGAACAGAAGCAAGUGCAGCGUCGCCACCGCUCCACUUAUCGAGGCUGUGGAAAACCUGACAACAUUUGCUUCCAACCCAGAGUUUGCAAGCAUCCCAGCUCAAAUCAGCCAUGAGGGCUCUGCGGCACAGGAGCCCAUUCUCCAAUCGGCGCGGGCCAUGCUCGACAGCUCCACCUACUUGCUCAAGAGUGCACGUUCAUUGGUUAUCAACCCUAAAGAUCCGCCUACCUGGUCUGUGCUGGCUGGUCACUCUCGCACUGUGUCCGACUCCAUCAAGAGUCUCAUCACUGCCAUCAGGGACAAGGCUCCAGGCCAGCGCGAGUGCGACUCGUCAAUUGAUAACAUAAACAAAUGUAUCCGGGACAUUGAGCAGGCCUCUUUGGCAGCAGUCAGCCAGAACUUACCCAGCAGGGAUGACAUCUCACUGGAGGCGCUCCAGGAGCAGCUGACGUCCACUGUUCAGGAAAUUGGCCACUUAAUUGACCCUGUUUCCACUGCAGCCAGAGGCGAGGCCUCCCAACUAGGACACAAGGUGACCCAGCUCGCUGGUUACUUUGAGCCACUGAUCAUGGCCUCUGUUGGUGUGGCGUCUAAGCUGAGGGACCACCAGCAGCAGAUGACUUUCCUGGACCAAACUAAGACCAUGGCUGAGUCCGCCUUGCAGAUGCUCUACGCUGCCAAAGAGGGUGGAGGAAACCCAAAGGCGUCCCAUACCCAUGAUGCAAUAUCAGAGGCUUCCCAGCUCAUGAAGGAGGCGGUUGAUGAUAUAAUGGUGACACUUAAUGAGGCUGCGAGUGAAGUGGGAAUGGUUGGAGGAAUGGUGGACUCAAUCGCAGAGGCCAUGGCCAAGCUGGAUGAAGGUACACCACCUGAACCUGAGGGCUCAUUUGUGGAUUAUCAGACCAGUAUGGUGAAAUACUCCAAGGCAAUCGCUGUCACGGCUCAGGAAAUGAUGACCAAAUCGGUGACAUGUCCAGAUGAUCUGGGAGCCCUCGCCUCUCAGGUGACUGUGGACUACAGCCAGCUGGCCGUUCAGGGACGCCUGGCCGCUCACACAGCUGAGCCAGAAGAGAUUGGCUUCCAGAUCAAGAAUCGGGUGCAGGAUCUCGGACAUGGCUGCAUCUUCCUGGUGCAGAAGGCGGGAGCGCUGCAGAUCAUUCCCUCUGACAGCUUCACCAAACGAGAGCUCAUCGAAUGUGCGCGUACAGUCACAGAGAAGGUGUCCUUGGUGCUCUCAGCCCUCCAGGCAGGAAACAAGGGCACUCAGGCGUGCAUCACAGCAGCCAGCGCCGUGUCUGGAAUCAUCGCUGAUCUGGACACAACCAUCAUGUUUGCCUCUGCCGGCACUCUCAACGCAGAGAACGAUGAGUCCUUUGCUGACCACAGAGAAAACAUUUUGAAGACAGCCAAAGCUCUGGUGGAGGACACCAAGAUGCUGGUGUCCGGAGCGGCUUCCGGUCAGGACAAGCUGUCGCAGGCUGCCCAGUCUUCUGCCAAAACCAUCACCCAGCUCACAGAUGUGGUCAAACUGGGAGCUGCGAGUAUUGGCUCAGACGACCCUGAGACGCAGGUGGUUCUGAUAAAUGCUGUCAAAGAUGUGGCCAAGGCGCUGGCUGAGCUCAUUAGUGCGACCAAGUGUGCUGCUGGCAAGGCAGCAGAUGAUCCAUCCAUGUACCAGCUGAAGAGCGCUGCCAAGGUGAUGGUGACUAACGUGACGUCCUUGCUGAAGACUGUGAAGGCUGUGGAGGAUGAAGCCACUCGGGGCACCAGAGCGCUGGAGGCAACAAUCGAGUGCAUCAAACAAGAAAUGGCGCUAUUCCAAUCCAGAGAUGCUCCUAACAAGACAACCACACCUGAGGAGUUCAUCCGCAUGACUAAGGGCAUCACCAUGGCAACCGCUAAAGCAGUGGCUGCAGGGAACUCUGCCCGGCAGGAGGACAUCAUCCACACAGCCAACCUCAGCCGCAAGGCCAUUUCAGACAUGCUCACCACCUGCAAGCAAGCAGCUUACCAUCCAGAGGUGAGUGAAGAGGUGAAGAACAGAGCGCUGAUGUUCGGAUCAGAGUGUACGACUGGAUACAUUGACCUCCUGGAACAAGUUCUGCUGGUCCUGCAGAAGCCCACUGCAGAGCAGAAGCAGCAGCUGGCGGCAUGCUCCAAACGAGUGGCUGGAGCCGUCACAGAGCUCAUCCAGACCGCUGAGGCCAUGAAAGGUUCAGAGUGGGUUGACCCAGAGGAUCCGACAGUGAUUGCAGAAACAGAGCUCCUGGGAGCAGCGGCGUCCAUCGAAGCAGCAGCUAAGAAGCUAGAGCAGCUCAAACCCCGAGCUAAGCCCAAGCAGGCAGACGAGACUUUGAAUUUCGAGGAGCAGAUCUUGGAGGCAGCCAAGUCCAUCGCUGCAGCCACCAGUGCGUUGGUCAAAUCUGCAUCUGCUGCCCAAAGAGAGCUGGUGGCUCAGGGCAAAGUGGGCCUCAUCCCUGCCAACGCAGUGGACGACGGACAGUGGUCCCAGGGACUCAUUUCUGCUGCGCGUAUGGUUGCAGCAGCAACCAGCAACCUGUGUGAGGCAGCCAAUGCCUCAGUGCAAGGCCAUGCAAGUGAGGAGAAGCUCAUCUCUUCAGCCAAACAGGUGGCAGCCUCCACUGCCCAGCUGCUGGUGGCCUGUAAGGUGAAGGCUGACCAGGACUCUGAAGCCAUGAGGAGACUACAGAUUGCGGGAAAUGCAGUUAAGAAGGCUUCGGACAACUUGGUGCGGGCAGCUCAGAAGGCGGCGUUUGACAAAGCAGACGAUGACAACGUGGUGGUCAAGACAAAGUUUGUGGGUGGAAUAGCACAGAUCAUAGCAGCUCAGGAGGAGAUGUUGAGGAAGGAGCGAGAGCUGGAAGAAGCGAGGAAGAAACUGGCUCAGAUCAGGCAGCAGCAGUACAAGUUCCUGCCCAGCGAGCUACGAGAGGACGGCAACUAAUUAUUCAAAAUCUCCAUCGCUGCUGAUGCAUACAUUUAAAGCAGCAGGAGGAGCACACCUGUGUCUGUCUUGUGUGUGUUUUUUUGCGUCCUUUUUUAAAGGCACUCUUGAAUGAACAGGUACGUGUCCUACAGAGACUUCAGAUAUGUUCAACACACCAGUUAUGCCCAAGUCUGCAGUGACCAGAGUCAACGUCACAUGGAGAGAUCUUAAAGUCAACUAUAGCAUGUCUGAAAUACUACUGUGUGGAACUGGCUACUUCCUGAAAACAGAGUAACAGAGAUCGACUGAAGAACUGUUUGUUUGUUUUUUGUCCUCAAUGUUUAGCACAACUACUUUGACUGAAAUCAUCUGAACCAGAAUGUGACAUGCUUUAGGACAAACAGUUCAGCUCAUACGCUCUCAUGUUUGCCCGUAAGCUACAGCUUCUCUUUCGUUUUGUUUGACAGAUUGCAGCUCUAGCUCAUAUAAGAUGAAGAAUUGAUUGUAUCACUGUUUAUUUGAUAAAGCCAUUUAACUGCAGCCUCACUCACAGAGCAAAUGAUUUCUGCUCUGAUGUUGUAUGAAUGUUGGCCUUCACUCUCUCUUCUGGCACAUCUAAUAUCUGUGAUAUCAAGUGAUGGUCAUUAACACUAAUAUGAAGGACUUAAUAUAUUGGUGUUUCAAUAUUGUACAUUUCCAUAAUGAAACACUGUUUUUUGGCAAUCAUCCUUUAAAGUAGACAGCUGUACAAGCCUCUGUACUUAUCAUGUUGUUUUUUAUUGCAGAAAAGGAUAGUCUCUACACAAUGUCUUUUUUAACAUGCAGCAAAUUCAACAUGCUUGUCUUUGCCUUUAAAUAUAGGUAUUAAUGUAGAAGGAAUAUUUAUUACUCCUGGUUAUUUUUUAGCAGAGAGGAAUCUCUCUGGAGCAGAAAUAGUCUUUAACAUCACGAGCCGAGCCAGACGUUGUCCCCAAUACUUUCAACCUUUUUUCUAUCUUUUAGUAUUUCAGGUGUUGGGAACUUCAUACAGUGAAAGUAGAAUUUGAUCAUGAUGCAAUAACAUGGAUGGUGCUUUAGGGGGCAGUAUUGGUUUCCCUUACAGCAUGCAAACUUAAAGGGAUAAUAUAACAGAUGAGAUUGUGGAGACUAUAUUGGCUUUUACAUCAUGCAAACUGAGAAUACAUGUAAAUACCUCAAGCAUUAGUGCCGCUGCUGUGCUUUGUCCAAUGGUGUCGGCUGCCUGUAGAUUCACUUUGGCCCUUCCCUCUAUGAUUUUUGUACCUGCUGUUGGAGAGCGAAUACAGUCUUUUUUCCAGCAAUACUCAGUCACUGCCAGGGAACCAAUUUAACCACCCUCCUACUUUGUAAGUUGAGGAGGGAGCGAAACAAGAAAUCUGAAACCUAUUUGGAGGCAAUAACUGAAUUGUAAGGAAUAGAAAUUGUUAGAAUUGAUGUUAAAAUCAGUGAAGUGACUGCAACACUAAUCACUGCAGUUCAUCUCCUUCAGUCUCUGAAUUUAAGGGUGCUCUGUAAGACUUUACUGGAUAUACCGUUUUCUACAAUAUAGGAGCCUUUUUUGUUAACCAAGUUUGAUUGUAGUGUGUUUGGUUCCUUUCGUCUUACUCUGUGGGCUGUGUUUCAAUAUUAAACUACAUUAUAUUGUAAGGUUAGGUCCUGCUGUGAACAUGCAUGGCUUUGUGAUUCAGAUGCAUCUCGUUUAUACGGCAACAGAGCUCAAGUUUAAGGAAUGCACUGAGUGAUCCUGACCUCCACAUACAGACAGUAUAUAGACAACAAGUGAAGCCACACAAUCACUUUUCUUUUUUAACAGUUAGGUCUGAAAUCAGAGGUGGUUUUUUUUGGCAUUGUAUUUGUACUGAUUUAUUGGAGAGAGGGGUAAGGGUCGACGCGGGCAGAGGGGUGGGGGUCCACUGCUCAUCAUUCAAGUUUGUAGUGUCAUUAUUAGUGCCUUAGUCCGUAGCCCAUACAGUGUCUGGUCUGCUUGAGUGACAGUUUCACCUCAUCGGUUAGGAAGGUACUGGAACAAACUGUUUUGGGGGGAAUGUAGGAUCAUGUUUGUGUUUCUUUCUUUUUUUUAAUUUGAUUUGUUGUCCCACUUGUUCACAUGAAGUUCCUCUAAGUGCUGAAACAACAACUCUUACUCUCUCUAAAAGGCCUUUUAAGGACUACAGAAGAACUGUCCACCAGUCAAAAAAUGUGUUGCCGUGUACCAUCAGUACAUAAACAUAUACUGCACAUUUUGUACUGCAUUCCAUGGCCAUGUACCACAGUGCUUCUAAACUACGACGGACGGACGAUUGAACUCUGUCAAGUGCUUUACUGUACGUUUAUGAAGUCACUUUAAUUUUAUGGACAGGCUUUCUUUCCUGUGCUUUGAAGCCUCUGAAAGAUUUAGAUGUGAUCAAACAUUUCAAUAUAUCUGUCACCAUUAAGAUGUUGUGGCGCAUUUCAAUGAUGUGGAGUAUUUGAAGUGUUCAGUACGUUCUCCCUCCCUUAACAGAAAUAAAGUGAAGAUAAGUGAUAAGAUAGUGUAAAAGAUAUUUAUCUGGCCUCAAUAAAACUAUUUUUUGUAUUCAUGAUAAAUAAAGCAUUUCAAUGUAA
This is a messenger RNA of Labrus bergylta (ballan wrasse), 10305 nucleotides long. It is a transcript of the gene tln2a, whose product is annotated as talin 2a. The record is from RefSeq and is a predicted model, not a curated record. Gene Ontology annotation, biological process: cell-cell adhesion. Lineage: Eukaryota; Metazoa; Chordata; Actinopteri; Labriformes; Labridae. Gene Ontology annotation, molecular function: structural constituent of cytoskeleton; integrin binding; actin filament binding. Gene Ontology annotation, cellular component: cytoskeleton; plasma membrane; focal adhesion.